Paramisgurnus dabryanus is the source of this 4004-nucleotide messenger RNA. RefSeq names its product terminal nucleotidyltransferase 4B (gene tent4b). The record is from RefSeq and is a predicted model, not a curated record. Gene Ontology annotation, molecular function: mRNA binding; poly(A) RNA polymerase activity. Gene Ontology annotation, cellular component: TRAMP complex; nucleolus. Gene Ontology annotation, biological process: polyadenylation-dependent ncRNA catabolic process; RNA 3'-end processing. NCBI's taxonomy places the organism in Eukaryota, Metazoa, Chordata, Actinopteri, Cypriniformes, Cobitidae.
CGCAGUAGCCCCGUUAGUAGUCCGCCAUUGAGGAGACACGAUCUGAGAUAGAAACAGGUCAGAGGCAUUAAACAGACGCCUGUCACGUUUCGCUGUCCACGAGCUCUGAAGUUCGACGGUUGCCUAUUUGUUUUAGCUAACGUUAAGCAUCUUUUUACGGUAUCUUCAUAAAGCGCGACGCUGUAUUUUUUUCUCGGGAGAGACGUUAAUGGACCCACACAGUCCCCAACGGAUAUUUUAGUAGCGGUCUAGGGCGAAGAGAGCGAGCGUGUCCCUCAGCGCAAAGCGUGCUAGUGGGUUAAGCGAACCGAGCCUGGCUCUGGUCUGGGGGCUCUGGGGUUUGAUGGAUCCUAGAAUCGCCUGGUCUCAGCCAGAACAACGCGGACCUGCCAACAACCUGUGGAUGCAAAUCUGGGAAACGACACAGACGCUGGGAAAUCUCUACUUUAACAACAACUGCAACACCGCCAGUGCCAAACCGACUAAAAACGGCAGCAGCAGCGAGCCCAAGGAUCAGCAGGGGAUGUCUGGAUCCAAACCUGACAGUGAGGUCGCCGAUCAGCUAGACUUUAUUCCGCUGGAAACAAAUAACAAUAACAGCAGCAAGGCUGUGGUGACCAGGGGUGUUGGCGGAGGGGGGCAAGUGGGUGGAAGUGGGGUCGUCGGAUUGGGCAGGGGGCUCCCCAACAAGAGGAAACGAGACAACAAGGCGAGCACCUACGGUUUUAACAGGAGCCUGCAGACAGCUGGGGAAGAGCAGAUCUACACGGGCACACCAUGGAAAAACAGGAACUAUUCACAUGGCAUCGUGGGGCUGCAUGAAGAGAUAAAGGACUUUUAUGAAUACAUCUCUCCUCGCCCAGAGGAAGAGCAAAUGAGGCUGGAGGUGGUGGCCAGGAUCCAGAGAGUCAUCAAGGACCUGUGGCCCAGUGCCGAGGUUCAAGUAUUUGGCAGCUUCAGCACGGGCUUGUACUUGCCUACAAGUGACAUAGACUUGGUGGUUUUUGGGAACUGGGAGACUUUGCCUCUCUGGACUCUUGAAGAGGCGCUACGCAAGAGACAAGUUGCAGACGAGAACACUAUCAAAGUGCUUGACAAAGCAACGGUCCCCAUCAUCAAACUCACAGACUCGCGCACAGAGGUCAAAGUGGACAUCAGCUUUAAUGUGCAAAGUGGUGUUAAAGCUGCAAACCUUAUCAAGGACUUCAAACAGCAAUACCCUGUGUUACCAUACCUGGUGAUGGUUUUAAAGCAGUUUUUACUGCAGAGAGAGCUGAAUGAGGUUUUCACUGGAGGAAUCGGAUCCUACAGUCUAUUCCUUAUGGCGGUUAGCUUCUUACAGCUUCAUUACCGAGAGGAUGUGAACAGUCCAAACCCAAACCUGGGUGUGCUAUUAAUAGAGUUCUUUGAGUUGUAUGGUCGGCAUUUUAACUACCUGAAGACGGGGAUCAGGAUCAAAGAUGGUGGCUCGUAUGUGGCUAAAGAUGAAGUGCAGAAGGGCAUGCUGGAUGGGUACAGACCCUCUAUGCUUUACAUUGAGGAUCCAUUGCAACCAGGAAAUGAUGUUGGACGAAGUUCAUAUGGAGCGAUGCAGGUGAAAGAUGCUUUUGAUUAUGCUUACCUUGUCUUGGGUCACGCUGUAUCUCCAAUUGCCAAGCACUACCCCAACAGCAAGUUUGAGAGCAUUCUGGGUAGAAUAAUCCGUGUCACCCAGGAAGUAGCAGAGUAUCGUGACUGGAUCAGUAAACACUGGGUCCAGCAAAGCAACAACGACCCUGCCCUCAACUGUAAUGGAAAUGAUGUCACUCUGCUAGUUGAGCCUGAGGAUGAAUGUAAUAAUAACUUUUCAGAGGAAGUUGAAGAGCUUCUUCCAGUCCCCAGAAGCAAAGUGUCAUCCAGUUCCUCCUCUUCUUCUCCUUCAUCAACAUCCUCUUCACCUUUAACAUCUCCAUCCUCAACAGCUUCCAGCUCAAGCGAUGCGGAUUCUGAUGGAACGCCCUGUAAGACGGCAAAAGCACUGGGUGGGCGGGGCUCCGGCACUCACAGUGAGAGUACUGAGAGAAAUAUGUCCAAUCACAGAUCUCAGAAUCAUUCAACGCCAAUGCAAACACCCACUAAUAAGGGCAGUAAGAACCGGCAGCGUGCCAACGCUAAAAGUGCUCCAGGGCCACAGAACAAUCCCAACAAGAUACAACAAAACAGCAAGCCUCAUCACAAAGUCAUUGCGAAGAAGAGGAAACCCCAAAGUGAGGCAGCGCUCAAGGACCUGUGUAGAUAGGAGGCGCUGUUCUUGCAGACUCACACCUGCUCUUACCGUCUCUGACCACAGAGGAGCACCGAUGGUAUCAUUUAUCUCUCCUGUCCCACUGUUCAGGGGCUACGUGUGACUCUGUUGCUGGAAAAGAAAAAAAAACUUUUAUUAGGGGUUUAGUCCACUGAAUUUAAAUCAUGUGGGAGAGUUUAGGCCUGAACUCCACUGGCUUUUGCACAGCUUCUGUUCACUGCCUAUAGAGGAGCUGCUCUGCCCUGCUGAAGGACUCCAUGGUGGUUAAUGUGGAGGACCUGAGAACGUAGGAGAGAAAUUUCAACUUGAGCAAUACCUAAUACCCCAGACUUUUACCUCACUGAGGAAAACUGAAAUUUAAAAAAAGACUGAUUACAAAAAAAGAUGUGUUAUAUUGAAAGUACAAAGAUUUUUAAAUGUCUAUAAAAACAUGGAAAAUGUAAUGAGUACAAAAAGAAAUUAUGCAUGUUUUUGUUCCUUUUUUGAAGAGUGGUUAUUUUUGGUCAUGUACAAGAUAAUACAAAUAUUUGUACAAAAAAAAAAACUUAACAAAACAUAAAAAGCUUUAAAAAAAGUUUAAAAAAGAAAAAUACAUGAUCAAACUUGGAAAUGGUUUCAUAAGACUUUUAUAGCAUUGUUCAAAUUUAGCUAUGCUAUAAAUAUAAACAUAUUAGCACUGCGGUUCCUCAAAGCUAUGUACGGGUUUGGGUUCAAUUGCCAACAUUAUUCAUCAGCCUCUGUUAUUAUGUUGUGUUUAUGUAUGUUUUGGUAGGGCAAUGUCGGCAACUGAAAGAGAGCAUAUUCAUAGAUGACCGCACCACCCAUUUUGAAGUGCAAGUAUAAAAUUGCGCUUACAUGAGUUUUGCUGUCUUUCACAGAGAGUUUGAAGAGGAGAAGUGUGUUGAUGUUGACAUUUAAAAACACUAUCAACAUUGCCAUGUUUAAAAGAUUACAGCCUCUCGGAGUCAUCUGCCCAUAAGAAGUUAUAUUUGUUAACGUAUUUAUUUUUUAUCAGUGACCUUGGAUUUAUGUAUGCUUUUGGUAGAGGCCAGAUGUUUUGUGUCCUGUCUUAGGGCUGAGUGACAAUUAAUGAUUGUUGCUUUUCAUGUAGUGUGCAAUUUUUCUUUUUUCCUGAUAACCAUUGAGUGACCAAGUUUAUUUCUGAAAUCUGAAAAUAACAUUUUAAAAGAGAUAUAGAAAAAGUGAUGUAAUUAUUUUAAUUUGUGGCUGGUCUACUUAAAGGGAGGUAAGUUUUUUUUGUCUAUGUGAAAUAAUUUUUAUUUUGUUUAUUUUAUUUUUUCCAUUCCACUGGAUCUUGAUGUCUUGCAAAAGAAAGCCUGUGCUCUGAACCUAUUAAUGCAGUUCUUAAAAUGAACAGUAGGUGAUGGUAUAACCUAAUGUUACUUCAUACACUGUAACUCCCUGUUGACUUUCCUCUUUUUGGUUUAGUUAUGCCAGCAGGUGUAUGUUUAAGAGACGAUGGCUUUUGAUCAGGCAAUAUUAGUUCUCCAUCUGUAUUGUGAAGCUCUAUAUGAGAUCAAGCCCCCUAUCAAAGCCAGUAGUGUCUUAAAACCAGAUGGAUCUCAUUGAAAUAGAUUUAGAUAUAGGAUAUUUGAAGUUCUUCAGUGCCACGGCAAAUGCUCCAACAGUUCACAUUACAUGUAUCCAUGAUUGGCUCCAAUUAAUGCAAUAAAAUUACAGCACAACUAUCAAAUAUCAA